Molecule: messenger RNA, 2078 nt
Organism: Esox lucius (northern pike)
Lineage: Eukaryota; Metazoa; Chordata; Actinopteri; Esociformes; Esocidae
Product: protein piccolo-like
Exons: 11
Coding region: 93-2078 (661 amino acids)
Biological process (GO): cell surface receptor signaling pathway
Molecular function (GO): transmembrane signaling receptor activity
Source: RefSeq, a predicted model, not a curated record
CUGAUGGAGGACAGUACAGGUGUAGAGCUGGGAGAGGAGACCCGGUCUACUACACCCAGUACAGUGAACCAGUCCACAUACAGGUUACUGCUAUGACUAAAGCUACACUGACUGUAAAGCCAAACCCAGUGUAUCCUGGAGAGACAGUCACUCUGACCUGUUCAGUUGGGUCCUACAGUGACUGGAGAUAUAAGUGGUACAAAGACAGUAAAGAUACUGUAGUAUCCCAGUCUGAAAGACACACUGUAACAGGAGACACCCUCACCAUGAGUAGAGCUUCUGAGUCUGACCAGGGUCUCUACUGGUGUCAGGGAGAGAGAGACUCCAGACUCAAAUCUACCUCCAGCAGUCAACCAGUCAGUAUCACUGUGAAUGGUCUGCCCAUGACUUCAGUGAGUGUCUCUCCUCAUGGUCUCCUCUAUUCUGGAGAGACUGUUACUCUGCAGUGUGACAUAUCAGACUACACAGACUGGACAUACUGGUGGUACAGAAAUAAACAACUACUGAGUCCUGGUUCACCUUCUAAAACCAUCACCACUCUGUCUGACCAGGUGAGUCAGUACCAGUGUCAGGGGAGAAGAACAGAUCGUCCCCAGUCGUCACAACGCAGUGUUUCCCUCCACAUCAGUGUCACUGGUAUUAAGCCAAAGGCCAAAGUGAGUUCAGACAAAAAGGACAUAUUGAUAGGAGACAGUAUGACACUGACCUGUACUGUAGAGUCUUCUGGAUGGAGGUUUUACUGGUACAGACCCAGACAAGACUCUGAACCAGUAGCUACAACCUCUGGAUCCUCCUACACACUCAGCCAGGUCAGUGUCUCUGAUGGAGGACAGUACAGGUGUAGAGCUGGGAGAGGAGACCCUGUCUACUACACCCAGUACAGUGAAACAGUCCACAUUCAGGUUACUGCUAAGAUUAAAGCUACACUGUUGGUAAAGCCAAACCCAGUGUAUCCUGGAGAGACAGUCACUCUGAACUGUUCAGUUGGGUCCUACAGUAACUGGAGAUAUAAGUGGUACAAAGACAGUAAUGGUACUGUAGUAUCCCUGUCUGACCGACACACAGUAACAGGAGACACCCUCACCAUCAGUAGAGCUUCUGAGUCUGACCAGGGUCUCUACUGGUGUCAGGGAGAGAGAGACUCCAGACCCAAAUCUACCUCCAUCAGUCAACCUUACAGUGAACCAGUUCACAUACAGGUUUCUGUAAAUGGAUCCUCUACAUCAGUCCUAGUAGGAGUGGUUGUGGGUCCGGUUGUUGCUGCUGUUCUACUGACCAUCUUCCUGGUCCUGCUUUGUCGAUAUAAAAAGAGCAAAGGUUCCUCUUCUGACAGAAUAUUCUGGCCCGUCCAUCCCCAGAGCACCAACCAGGACCCCCAACAGGACCAAGGAUAUACCCAGGUUCAGUUACUUGAUGCUGGGUAUACAGGUCAGCUAUAUGUCCCUGCUCCGCUGCCUGCCAAACCCCCGUUCUCUGCUCCGCGGCCUGCCAAACCCCCGGUCUCUGCUCCGCGGCCUGCCAAACCCCCGGUCUCUGCUCCGCGGCCUGCCAAACCCCCGGUCUCUGCUCCGCGGCCUGCCAAACCCCCGGUCUCUGCUCCGCUGCCUGCCAAACCCCCGGUCUCUGCUCCGCGGCCGCUGCCACCAGAGUCCACCCAAAUGGUCUAUGCUCUCUGCCUGCCAACCCCCAGAGGGUCCCUGCUCCGAGCCCCUGCCACCUCCCCUACUCCUGUCCUUAUGUACAUUCUGUCCUGUGGCGGGGUGCUACCUCUUCCUGCUCCCGAGGUGGUGCCGUCACCUGCUCUCCUUGUUCUUCCUCCGCUGGCUCCUUUAACUCCUCUACCAGCUCUGGCUCCUGUUCCUCCUCCACCGGCUCCUGUCCAUCCUGCUCCGACUGAUACUCCGCCACUUCCUGGUUACUCCAUGGCGGACCCUCGGCCCGGUUCUGUUCCCAGUCCCCAUCCCAAGGCGGUGCCUCCACCUGAUCCUGUUCUUGGGUCCCCGUUCCGAGGUGGACCCUCCUCCUUGUCUUCUAAGGCCGGACGCCCUCCAAUGCUGCGCUUUGUGUUGCUCACGUGA